Ostrea edulis (European flat oyster) is the source of this 3442-nucleotide messenger RNA. RefSeq names its product contactin-like. The transcript has 22 exons. Bases 158 to 3442 code for a protein of 1094 amino acids. Gene Ontology annotation, molecular function: protein binding. Lineage: Eukaryota; Metazoa; Mollusca; Bivalvia; Ostreida; Ostreidae. Gene Ontology annotation, biological process: cell-cell adhesion. The record is from RefSeq and is a predicted model, not a curated record.
AUACAGAACCUAUAAUGAUGCCAAAAUUACAUGCGGAGCGAAUGGUGCUCAGUUGCUGAGCGUGAACACACUCCAAGAGCACAAUUUCAUUGGACAAUGGCUGUUAACCAAUGACGUAUCAUCGUAUCGCUGGUACACAAGUGGUAUAGUUUAUGACAUGGCGAAAUACGACGUCAGAUGGGAGGGUGAUGGAACGAAAGAGAUAAUGGGUCAAUCCGUGUGGGUCAAUCAGGAGAUGAAUAAACCAGGAAGGCACAUAGUAUAUACAUAUGGAGUGUACUCCUAUUUAUUUGGGCGAGACGUGGCAUCAGCUCUCAAUCCCUUUAUCUGUGAGAUUAGCCUAGAAGAAUCCUACAAAAUCGUACAAGAUGAAAGGGAUUUCACUUACGGUCGUAACACUUCCGACCCUAGCACUGCUCCAAAAGGGCCUAAUUUCCUGAUACAGCCCCAAAGUAUCGUGGUGGUCGGCAAGGCAAUAGCAGCAACGUUCGAAUGCGUAGCACAUGGUAAUCCCCAACCAGAUUACAGAAUUACCAAAAUCAAGGAGGAUGGAAGCAUAAAUGAAAUCACUGCUGCAAGUGAUCCUCGAUAUACGUUGACGAACGGAAAGCUCUCCAUUCAGAAUCCAGAUGAAACUAGCGAUGCUGGUACCUACUAUUGCACUGCUGAAAAUCCCCAAGGGAAAGUGAGGAGCGACUAUCUUUACAUGAGUUUCGGAAGACUCGGAGAAUUCAGUAACGUGGACCGCGCACCUGUGACUGCAUAUGCAUAUCAAUUCGCCAUCAUUAAUUGUAUUCCACCAACAUACACACCAGCCGUAUCGUACCAGUGGUACAAAGACGACAAACAAUUCGUCCGGCCAGACCUUCAUAACUAUAUCUUCAUUUCCCGCAAUGGGAAGCUGUAUUUCUCCGAAGUGUCCACUGUUGAUAUUGGAAACUACAGAUGUAUCGUCAAACUGACGGCCAAUAGUGGCUCCGCGAUUGGGACUGACCAGCCACCAAGCAGAACCAGUCUACCAACACCCCUCAAUGUUCUCAACGCUGUUCCCACUGUUUGGGGUCCAGAAAUUUCUAAUGAGUUCAUUUCUGUGUAUCCCAGAACUCCCCAAAAAGGUCAGAGAGUAUACUUGGAGUGCCUUGCCUUUGGAACAAUGCCAAUAACAUACAGUUGGUCACGUGAUGGUCUCCCAAUGUCACCAAGGGCAACUGUCACAGAUCAUAACCGUGUGUUGGUCAUUGAAGAUGUCCAUCUUGAAGAUGGCGGUACCUACGUAUGUCACGCUUCAAGAUACACCGUGGCAAGAGCACAGAAAAAUAUCACUUUGUUCAUCGAAUCAAAGCCAUUUUUCAGUUAUCCUCUGAAACAUCAACAUGUUGACAUUGGAAGCAAGUUAACGUGGAGAUGCGAAGCGACGGCUAUACCAGAACCGGUAUAUGAAUGGUUUAAAGACGGAGUACCCUUGGUCGCUGUUCCGGGAAAGCUGAGUAUUGUCAGAAAUGUAUUGACGAUACAGAACCUGGAGACAAGCGACAAUGGGAUGUACCAAUGUUCUGCUGAAAAUUUCUAUGGAAAAUCGUUCACUGAAGGGCAGCUAAGAGUGUUAGCAUUUAUACCAACAUUUGCAAAGGAACCCUUGGUGGACAAAAUGUUUGGUGCCGUUGGUGGCAACAUCACUUACCUCUGUAAUCCGGAAGCCGCUCCAACUCCCACAUUCUCUUGGCUGAGGAACAAUGUUGAUAUGGGACUGAGUCCAGGGGAUACCACGUCACGCAUUCGGAUGUUACAGAACGGGAACCUGUUGAUUACCAACAUCAAUGCUGGAGACGUUGGAUAUUACACGUGUCGGGUAGAGAACAUGUUCGGAAUGACCUCCAGUACAGGAUAUCUGCAAAUAGCAGAUCAGGUUGUAAUAAAUUUACCCCCAGUAAAUACUCAGGUCAGGGUGAACCAGACAGCCUUUUUGAGAUGUCAAGCAUCAUACAGUCCACUACAAGAUGUCAUCUACACAUGGCUAUUCAAUGACGAAAUAAUUGACACGAACAAUCUGUUCUACAAACAGGGCGAGUCACAAUCGCUGACAGGACUGUUUGUCAUGGCUACACAAUUUAAGCACAGCGGGAAAUACACAUGCAGAGCGCAGACAACAAGAGAAAAAUUCGAGUCCUGGGCUGUAGUCACUGUGCUGGGUCCGCCCAGUGAAGCGUCAGGUGUAUUUGUGGUCCAAAACACCAUUGGAAGUUCCUCCAUGCGAUUGUCUUGGACAGUAGGGACUUCAAACGGAGCCAUUUUAUUAUUUCACACUGUAGAAGCUCAACCUGUCACGUCAGAUGAGUGGUAUAUAGCCAUUGAUUAUGUCUCGGAUAUUUCAUCCAUCAUACCUGGGGGUGACUCUAGCAAACGCGUUGUAGAAGUCAUUGGAUUGAAUCCCGGAAGUGGCUACCGCUUCCGUGUAUACUCAACUAACAGCUACGGCGUCGGUCCGCGCAGUAGACCCUCUGAUGUGUAUGCAACAAGAAAUGGACCACCAACUCAUCCACCAGGAUACGUGGGAGGUGGUUAUGGAAGUGUGGGGGAUUUGACUAUUACUUGGAUGCCUUUAGAAGAUUAUCAGCUCGGAGGACCUGGCAUCGGUUACUUCGUGUACUACCGAAGAAACUUAACACAGACGUGGACUAAAGUUGCUUUGGGGGGAAAUGUUGGAAAAUACGUCACUCAGGUUGGGUCGGACAACUAUUAUUUGCUGUAUGACGUUAUGGUUCAGCCGUACAAUUCUCACGGUGAAGGACCCAAUUCUAGUGUCAGUACCAUCUACUCUGCAGAGGAGAUUCCAACUGUAUCAGUCGCAAAUAUACAAGCCUAUCCAUACAACUCGACUGCACUCAUGGUGACUUGGGAUCAAAUCCCAGAUACUCGCGAGUCCAUAAAAGGAAAGCUGCUCGGAUAUCAGGUGAAUUAUUGGGAGAGGUUUACAGAAGAUCCUAUCAUGAACUCCAUCAGUUGGCGUGGUCAAAUGAGUAGCGGCCUUGUGAUUGGUCUGUUGCCACACACAUGGUACACUGUCGAUGUUCAAGUACUGAAUAUGGCAGGAAUGGGUCCAGUAAGCGAAACAGAUUUUCAGUUAACCCUUAAAGUAGCACCACGCUUAUACCCCACAGAGGUGCAUGUAGCAUCCCACGGUUCUCAGAGUGUUUAUGUAACAUGGCGCGGAGUUACAACUGUUGUCGAUGAAGAACCAAUCCAAGGAUAUAUUCUACGGUACUGGUUGGACGGAGAUGACAUAAGAACAGCAUCGGAUGUUCGUGUGGACAGGGUGGACAAUGCCGUUCUAUACGGCAUUCAGAAGAACUACCUCUAUCGUUUGCGAGUACUAGGCUUCAGCACUGGCGGGGACGGAACGAUGAGUGAACUAGUCUACUUCACACUAGGUGACAUUUUGUAA